Molecule: messenger RNA, 5713 nt
Organism: Fundulus heteroclitus (mummichog)
Lineage: Eukaryota; Metazoa; Chordata; Actinopteri; Cyprinodontiformes; Fundulidae
Gene: sytl5
Product: synaptotagmin-like 5
Exons: 18
Coding region: 368-2614 (748 amino acids)
Biological process (GO): intracellular protein transport; exocytosis
Cellular component (GO): plasma membrane; exocytic vesicle
Molecular function (GO): small GTPase binding; phospholipid binding; neurexin family protein binding
Source: RefSeq, a predicted model, not a curated record
CGGGAACACCCUGGCUGUGGAUCUCUUCGUUCAGACGGUGCUGAGGCGCACCAACAGGCGGACACGUUCGCCGAGAUCUCCAGGACUGACUUCCCCCCCUCCCUCAGCCUGCCCCGCUCCUCCGCCGGAGAAUCCCCGCUGCCCGCAGCCGCCAGGAUUUCCUAGAGGCUACCUUGUGGACACUGGUGCAACGCCGGGACCUUUGCAAAUCACAAGUUUGAUAAUGCCAACAGCAGAGGAACUACUCGAUUGUGUGCAGGUCAUCAUGGAGCCCAAGAGCAUAAUAUAGCUCCUACUGACUCCUUCUUUAAAACAUAGUCUCUUGGCUCAUUCUUCUGGCUGAUUUGGGGGGGGAGGGGUCGAGCAAAUGGAGAAAGCUGUUGACGACUUAAAUUUGUCCUUUCUGCUGGAGCAUGAGAGGGAAAUGAUCCUGAAGGUGCUGCAGAAAGAUGAGAAGCUGAGGAAACGCGAGGAGAAAAGGAUACGAAAGUUGAAAAAUGACCUGCUGGAGAUCAAGCGAAAAGGUUCCCGUCGGCCACAGGCCUCCGAGGAGCGGCAGUGCGCUCGCUGCCUCAAGACGUUAGGGCUGAUCUUUGACCGCGGCGACCUGUGCGAGGAGUGCCAGCUGCGCAUUUGCAGCGAAUGUCGCGCCACGGCCGGCAGCUCGCGCAAGUGGAGGUGCAACGUCUGUGCCAAGAUUUCGGAGCUGAAGGUGGUGACUGGGGAGUGGUUCCUGGAGGAGCGGUCCAGACGCUUUGAGCAGAAAGAGCUGAGCAGCGACGUAAUCAAGCAGUCCAUCCUGAGCACCCCACCAACUGCAGAACAAAAGUCUACAGAGAACCUGUCUGCGUCCUCUGAACCAGAGAAACCCGACACUCCGAAAUCCAACAGAAGUGCUGUCCGCAACAUCAUAGAUGGUGCCAGAAAGAAAGGACGGAUGAAGAUGGGUAAGAAAGGCGGCCGCUCCACCUUGAAACCAGGGGACGGAGUCGACAGCGCCAGCCUCAGGUCGUCUUCAGAUGGAGAAACCCAAAGUGUUCGUUCUGCUCAGAGUCAGCAUUCAAACAGGGGCGCUGCGGUGGCUUUAGAGUCCUCGGGUUUGCCUACUGUCCCCAACAAUCUGCGUUCCCCAACUCCGGAUAAAUCCCCCAGCAACAACCGGAGGGUCAGGCCCGACGGAGCGGAAAGCGUCGCCAGUGUGCGCUCCACCGAGGAGAAGGGGCCUGAGAAGAAGGGGGCGGGGCAUCAGCGCACAAACUCGGACACGCCGACCAUCUCCGUUUCCCGCGCCUCUGUGUCAUCAGAUCACAGCCGCUCAGAGAUGGACCUGUCAGCUCCGGGGUCUGAGCUCAGCGACGAUGCCCUCAGCCUCAGAAGCCGCUCGGUCCCCGGGCUCAACCAAGCGGAGUUUUCUGACGACGAUGCAGAGGAAGACAUCGACGCCCUGAUGUCUGCACACAGCCUGAACAGGAGCGGACGCCUCAGCAACGCGGCAUCCACGUCCUCCACUCCCGGCACAGAAAGGAGGUGGGGGUACCUUAAUGUCCCCGACUCGGAUGCUGAGACUAGCAGCCUAAACAGCAUGAUGAGCAUGUACAGUGAGACCGGUGACUAUGGAAAUGCCAGGGUGAGCGGCGAGAUCCUCCUGAACAUCAGCUACAGCUACAAAACAGGCGCCCUCAACGUUCUGGUGAAAAAGUGUUACAACCUGGCAACCGGAGACGAGAGGAGGCAGCGCACGGACGCUUAUGUGAAGACUUACCUGCUUCCUGACACAUCGCGCCAGAGCAAGAGGAAGACCAGCAUCCGACCCAACACCAUUAACCCCGUUUUCAAUGAGAACCUGAGAUACGUGAUCAGCCACUCGCAGCUGGAGACCCGCACCCUGCAGGUGUCUGUGUGGCACCACGACCGCUUUGGAUACAACAGCUUCCUGGGAGAAGUGGAGCUGACCUUUGAUUCCUGGGAGUUCGACUCGCAGAUAGAGGAGUGGUACUCUCUGCAGCCCAGGGUAGAGAGCAGCAUCGACUCCACGAUGCAGUACAAAGGAGAGCUGACCGUCGUGUUGAAGUACAUACCUGCAGAGAAGAACCUCAUGCUGCCUCUGGACCAGGUUCAAGCAGUGAAGAAGAGUUUCCUCAAAGGCAAAAAGACGAGCAGCUUCACGCUGCCUAAAGGGGGCAUGGUCGAGCUGCUGGUCAAAGGGGCCAGAAAUCUAACCGCUGUCAAGUCUGGAGGCACCUCGGAUCCUUUUGUGAAAGGAUACCUCCUGCCAGACAAUAACAAGUCAACCAAGCACAAGACAGCGGUGGAGCGGCGCACCGUCAACCCACAGUGGAACCACACCUUCACCUACUGCGGCCUGCAGGACGCAGACCUCAGCAACAUCUGCCUCGAGCUGACCGUGUGGGACAAAGAAGCUCUGUCCAGCAACGUCUUCCUAGGAGGAGUCAGGCUGGGAGCUGGGACAGGCAAAAGCUACGGGAACGAGGUGGAUUGGAUGGACUCCUAUGGGGAAGAGAAGGAGGUUUGGCAACGCAUGAUUGAAAACCCAGAGGUUCCUCAAGAGUGCACGCUGACGCUGCGGUCGAGCAUGCGCAAGUGCAACACGUGAACUUAGACAGAAGCACAUUUGAUGAGCGAACUACAGGGAGGGAAAGAGGCGCGGAAAGUCAUGUGAAGUUGCAGGGCGAGAGCUGGAGCGGGGCGAUCGGUCCAGAACAAAAGCAAGCAAUGGCUAAAAUUGCACCGUCCCUCUCUGUACGUUCGUUCUGGUUCAGAUCUCUUCUCCUGUCCACCACAGCCAGUCAUGCCUUACUCACUCACCCACAUGUGCCCCCCUUUCUUCCCAAAGCAUCUGUCUUGACCAAGCCCUGCUGCCGUUGACUGCUGUUCUUAGGAAACCCUUGUUGUAUUUAACUUACUGUAACUUCUGCAUAAGCACAUGGUGGCCCCUGAUGUCUAUGUCCUCGUCUCAACUGUGGGCCCCUUUCUGCAUGUAGUAACAGCUAAUCAAAACAAUUAAAGAUGUAUUAGAUGAAGCAAUGUUUAAUAAUACAUGUAAACAUUCCCUUUAUAGGCAACCAAGCCGAGUUGCUUGGCUUAUUUUAAAUAUAUAUAAUGUGAGGGGAAAGCAGCUAAGCUAAACUUUUAACAACUGGAGCUUUCUUUUUCGGAAACGUUUCUGUAAAUUUAACUAAAAGGAUUUUGGAAGAUCCCAUUUUAAUUCCUACACUAGAUGAUUUCAACACAAAAUUCUCCAAAAUGAUACAAUUUUAAAAAAAAAGGACACUAUUAAAAUAAAGAGUGAAAAGAGCUAGGGAGCUUUUCAAGUAUAAUUCUUCAUUUACUCAAAAUAAUAUAUCAAAAACAAACACUUAACUUUUAUGCACUAACAGUUCAAAAGCACAAUUAUUUUUAUUUAUUUACUCCAUUUAAUAUAUAUAUACAGGUUUUCUUAAAAAUAUAUAUAUGUUAUAGGCACUCAUGGUUUCCCUAGAAUGAUGUCUAUGGUUUACUUCAAAUCAGAUUUAUAGCAAAGUUUAUUUUAAGUCAAGUUUAUCCUUUUCAUGACAGGAUAAUAUUACUAAUGUGAUGCUUCACUGUGGUGAAAAAUUUUAAUUUCUCCAUUAAAAGCAAGCAAAACUCUAUUAAUUAUAGUCUGUAUUUCAAGCUAAUUACCAAAAGUUAGGAGAUAGAUGACUAGGAGCUUACGUAUGAAAGUUUAAUUUAUUUUCUUUUGGCACUUGGUUGCAGAUGCCUUCAGGAAAUUCUUGAUCCCUCAGGAAAUAUUCCUGCUUAUGAUUCCCUAAUCUUUACGUCUGCUUUAUCCACAGUUAGAUAAACCUAUGCUGUUUUUGAGAUUUUAUUUACAGCGACAUGGUGGUACGAUUGGUAGCACUGUUGCCUUGCAGCAAGAAGGAACCGCAUUCAACCUCACUGUUAAUAUGUUAAUUGGUCUCUUUAAAAUAAUGUAUGAAUUUGUGCAUACAUGGGGGUGUGUCCAAUUUCUUCGGUGAACAUGGGAUUUUGGUUCAGGGCUUCUUGGUUCUAGUGAGGUACUGUAUGCUUCAGCAGACAUUUUCGGACAAUUUCAUGUUCAGAUUGUGGUAACAGUUUGUGGGAGGGCCCCUUCCUGUUCCAACAUGGCUACACACCAGUGCACAAAGCAAUAUAAAUACAUGGAUGAGUGGGUUUAGUGUGGAAGAACUAGACUGACCUGCAAGAGUCCUGACCUCAGCCACAUAGAACAGCUUUGGGAUGACUUAGAGCAGAAACUGUGAGCCAGGCCUUCUUGUCUGACCUCGCUAAGCUUAUGUAGCUUCAGAUUGUAGCCCAGCAUCAUAUAAAUCAUAUAAAGACAGUGGGAUGACAACCGUAAAGUUUGUAUGUGUAUGAAAAGAGAAGGGCAGAAAGGUUUGAUAUUAUAGUAAUAGCUUAUGUGGUGUUUCUCUAAUCCUCCUGUAGCUAGCCAAAAAAGCAACUUGUAUUUUUAGCUAAUUAGCAAAGUCAAGCCUGCAAACGAUUUUAGCAUGCGAAAUACUAGUAUAACUUUGUCAUAAUCCUUGAGUAUUUGCAGGUAAAUGCUUGCUAAACCUGUGAACAGCAAACACCUGAUAUAAAACUAGAGUAAGUACAAUGUAAAACCAUGAAACAUAGUGAUUAUUACUUUUCCCUUGGCCAUGAUUUCCAUCCAUUUAUUUGCCCUUCAUGAUCACCAAGAAGUGCUCAGUGCUGUAAAUAAUAAUUUAAACACAAUCAGUGACAACAAUAGACAGAUGGAAUAACUUGACGUCACUCCCGUUCCUAAAUACAUUUUAUUAUAUCAGCUGCUUUUUUUUCUUUGUUGUUUUUGCUGAAGAUCCUUGAUCAGUGGAUCAUUCAGACCUUUUAUAAAUAACCGUGUCAGGAAAUACAUGGAGCUUCGCUGCUUUCCCCUCUGGUUUAAAGAAAAUAUCUCAAAUGUGGCACAUAGUCUUGUCUGAUUAGAAAAUGUAGACCAGCUUCUUUGUAUAGUUACACAACACUGUAUCAGUGUGUUCAUUGGAACCGCAUAUUAGGGUACAAAAAAACAAACGAGAGAAAAAAAGUUACACAAAGCACCGAUGCUGACAUCACUUUACACCGAGAGGAGAAAGUGUGACCUGCAGAGUGUUCUCAGGAACCCUGAGCCGGGUCUGUGUGUUAUAGCGUGAGUCAGCACCGACGUGAGCUGCCAUCAUCUCAGGGAGGGGGGACCAAUAAUGAGCCACUGAUAGUCAGACGGUGACCUUGUCAUUGCCGCCCGGGGAGCUGUGAUCAUUCGUCCUGUGAUGAAUCCUGCAGUUCACUGAAUCAUCUGCAAAUAUAAAGCCUUCUUAGAGACAUUAUUUCAUGUGGAAUGCUGGUUAUAUUCCCCUAGGUCUCUGUGAACCAUCUGCUCUAAGCUCCCAGCUACAGAUAUAAAGUAAUAACAAUUAUAAUUCAAGUGCUGACCGUUUAGCAUGACCCAGAAGCUCAUGCAAUUUCUUUUAAUACGGAGGAAACUCUUUCUGUGCCGCAUGUACCAUCUCUGUUAUGUCCGCUUCAUCAGACUUACUUUUUUAAGUUUGUUUUCACCCAAACGUGCUACAAGAAUAUUUUGAAAUAGGUGCAUCUUUCCAUAGACUGUAUGAUGGUUUUAUUGUUUUUGAAGAAUUAAUACUUAUAUUAAACCAUUUCUGAUUGAUUUCUG